AUGUUAAAAAUAGAAGAAGAGUAAUUAAAUUUAUUACUGUAAAGCUAAGAUCAUAUUAUGAAUAAGAUUGAUUAAAAUUAGGAUGAAAAGUAUCUAGAAAGACAUACUAAGUAAUGCUUUUAUCGCUUUUAGUAAUUUCCUAACUAAGUGACUGUAGUAUGCUCUCAAUCAGAAAUUACAUAAAAGCAAUGCUAAAUAAGAUUGAUUAAUAAUAAUGUUCGAUAAAAUUAAUCACAGCAGUUUAGUUAAUAUUCAAAGACAUUUUACUAUGAUUUAUUCUUCAAAAUAAUAUCACGCUACAAUAAUUCUUAAAUUCAACUUGAUAGAAACUGCAUAACAAGAAUGAAGAGUGUAUUCAGUAAUAUAAAAGAAGAAGAAAGUAACCAUUUAGCAUCACCAUAAACAAUGAUGAUAAGAACGAAUCAUUAACUUAUAAAUCAGGGUUUACUUAAUUAAGUUACUACCUAUCUUUAGAAAAUUAAACCGCGAUUCUUUAAGGUGUUCUCAUAUUAAAUUGAUGAAAUUGUCACACUUGAUGUGAAGGAUUGUUGCCAAGAUAUCCUAAAAAACUAUGUCUGUUGUUUAUUUCAAAAAUUUUUGUCAAAAGAAAAAAAUAAGGAAAGCAAACAAAAAAUUUAAAUUAUUAGCUAAUAAUAUUUUAAUAACAAAAAAUAAGGAAAGAAAAUUCUGAAAAAUAAAUAUGCCGUUGAUCUUCAUAACUUUAAAAAUAGUUUUAUGAGAUUGGUCACUCAAUUGAUUUGCCCAAAUAUUUUAGAUUGCUUCAACCUUAGCGAAUACCAAAAAAAUAGCUUAAUCGAAAUAAUCAAAAGACUAAAAGAAAACUCAGUAAAAUUUCGCGCUCAAUAAAUUAAGUAUCAGCACUACACAAAAAUACAUUACACUGCUUUAUUUCUUAAGCACUAUGAAACUGAUUUUUAUAAACUCAACAGAAAUUCUAAAAUUUCAGCAUUCGAAUGUAAAAUUUAUUAGUUGGAUGUCUCAGAGUUCAAAAAUUUGACAUAUUCUGAAAUAUUAAGAUGCAAUAAUUUUAAAUCUCUCUUUGGAUAGAUAAUUAUUUAAUGUUUGCAAAUAGCUGAGAGCUAAUAAUAAGUAAAAAUAAAAUGUAAAAGUAAUGCAUGUGAUCAUGAUUUGCAAAAUAAUCGCUAUUUUUACAUUAAUAAAGUAAAAAAAGGGAUAUAAAAAUUAAUGAUUGGAAAAAAAGCUAAGGGAUUUUGA
This is a messenger RNA of Tetrahymena thermophila SB210, 1236 nucleotides long. RefSeq lists its product as hypothetical. The record is from RefSeq and is a predicted model, not a curated record. The transcript has 2 exons. NCBI's taxonomy places the organism in Eukaryota, Ciliophora, Oligohymenophorea, Hymenostomatida, Tetrahymenidae.